CUGUUGAAUUUCCGCAUGGAACGAAGAUCACAGCAAGAUGGAUAGUACCACAUGGAGCGGAUCUAUGGAUCAAACUAUGCUCCCUGGCUGACUGAAGUUCUAUCGGAUUCUAAAGUAAUCUGCGCUGGAGCACUCAUAAAUAAUCCGAUUUGCUUUAAAAAGGAAGCACAAAUUUGAAAAAAUCAUGAUAGCCACGAAAAUUUCCGAGUAACAAAGGCCUACUUUCCGAUGAUUUUCCCGCUCAUCAAUACGAAUAAUUUGUGUAUCUUUCGGUUGCAAACGAAAGUGGAAUUUAAGACACACAUACGACCGAUGUGUAUCACAAAAAGUCCUAAAAGCAUUGGGAGUCCUUGGACUGAGACAAUCUGAAAUGAUCCUUUCAAGGGCUUUUUACGAUAAGGAAUCCUUAGUUAUCGUGAUAACGAAACAUAUUCUGACGUUUAUAUCAAUGUUAUGUCCCAUAAUAACUGAUUUAGAUAAGUACUCCAAUCAUGAAAUCAGUAUACUAAAUAGUUAAUGGAAAAUUCAUUACUUGAACAGUAUUGAGUUGGAUUUUUAAUUGGUUUCCUAUUCAACAUUUGCUCGCUAUGAAACGGAAAUAUCAAAUAAGAACUUCUCUUUAAGUACUGACUCAUAUUUCUGAAUAAAUUAUUUGUUGGUGGCUUAAUCUUUCAGUUAAAUAAAUGUUCUGAUCGCUGAUAAGAAAAAACAUAAAAGCGCAGCGGGAAGCGCCAGCUCAAUGGAAGAUUGCUUUUAAU
Drosophila sechellia is the source of this 758-nucleotide messenger RNA. RefSeq lists its product as uncharacterized. The record is from RefSeq and is a predicted model, not a curated record. Lineage: Eukaryota; Metazoa; Arthropoda; Insecta; Diptera; Drosophilidae.